Molecule: messenger RNA, 953 nt
Organism: Podarcis muralis (Common wall lizard)
Lineage: Eukaryota; Metazoa; Chordata; Lepidosauria; Squamata; Lacertidae
Product: protein lifeguard 1-like
Cellular component (GO): membrane
Source: RefSeq, a predicted model, not a curated record
AUGGCUGCAUCUGGCAUAGUAUGUGGAGACAUACUAUGCCUCAAAUACCAACAUUCUGGUGAAGAUUCUCCACAAGUUACAAACUCAGUAAUACUGCUUGCAGAAACCGAACCUCCACCUUCUAGUAAUCAGGAAAGUACUGUUGAAGAACCUUCCCCUGUUCUCGAGGAGCAUCGAGCAAAAGUAAGAAGAGCAAAAUCAUCUCGGUCACAACACAGGCGUCCAAGAGGUGCACGGUCAUCACAUAAAAGACGGCGACCCAUGACAGCCGUUGAGGAAGAAGGUCCAUUUUCUGACAGAGCUGUCUGCACAGUUUUCUACAGGAAAUUAUAUCUUAUGUCUACACUUCAGCUGGGCUUGACCCUUGGUAUAAUUUGCACGUUCGUCUACUGGAAAUACCUUAAAAUAUGGGUACGAAGACGCCCAUGGUUUUGCUAUACCAUGUUACCAUUAAUCAUGUUGCUGGCUAUUACAAUAGCCUGCUGUGAUCAAGCCCGCAGGCGAUUUCCACUGGACGUCAUUAUGUUGUUAAUAUUUACAAUUUGUGAGGGUAUGUUGCUUGGAUCAAUUGCAGCUUUCUUUGAUGCUGAUGCAGUUAUGUGGUCAGUUGGUGCCACUGCGUCGGUGACAUUUGGACUUGCCGCUUUUACUCUUCAGAAAAAAUGUGACCUUACAAUCACAUCAGGAAUACUGCUAAUUUUGUAUUUAGUCUUGCUUAUUUAUGGAUGUUUUUGUGCUAUCCUGCAAUCAAUGUGGUUACGAAUAGUACAUGCUGCUGUUGGAACACUAAUUUUUAGCAUAUAUCUGUUGGUGGACACACAACUAAUGCUCGGAAAGAGGGACCAGUAUCGUCUGAAUCCUAAUGAGUAUAUUUUUGCAGUACUGAACAUCUACAUUGACAUCUUUUCUUUCUUUUUAUUUUUAUUGCAAUUUGUUGGUUGGAGGAAGUGAGA